AUGGUCGAAUUGUAUUGUCCUCCUCUUGAGUCAGCCAUCCGGAACGGAGAUUACAGAGAACUCAUCUGGAAAGUCGCCGACCCUGGUGACAAAUCUGAACGAGAAAUAGGUUAUUGUGAUGAAAAACUCAGCUGUACCAGAUAUAAUUCCCUGGGAAACUUUGAGAAACGUAUCACGAUCGAUCGUCCUGUAAAUGGAACAUUGUACGUGGAGCAGCGGAUCAAGGAUGACUUACUGACAUUCACAUGCUCUGUGCAAAGAAAACACAACAAACACCCACUCGUUUACCAAGUAAAUGUUUCCUCUUCCGUGAAUUGUAAGUAGAAUUUGAUGGAUAUUUUGUUUUUAUUUUUAUCCCUCAGUUAGUGCGCGAACUGUGAUUGGUUACCGGUUUAGCGGGCCGGAUAAAUCACUGUAAUAUACCGUAAAAUUCGGCCGCACCAUGUAUAAAAAUAUAAGCCCCCAUUUUCGUAAAGGUUAAAUCGCCCCUCCAAAUAUAAGUUUGGAAAAUUGCCCUCAAAUACAAGGUUUUCUCUAAAUUUACUUCUAACUAUAAGAGCCCAAUCGAUUUUGAAACGAAAUUUCCAGAUAAGCCCCUCCGAAUAUAAGCCCCUUCAAAAAUAAGCCCCUCAAAAAGACCCUUUGAAAAAUAUAAGCCCCGGGGCUUAUUUUCGGAAUUUUACGGUAUACGGGCCGAAAAUUUAAAGGUUUGCUUUCAGUUUGGUUGCAAUUUGUGAGAUUUGGACUAUAAUUAGUAUUAUAAGGGUUAAAGGAAUGUUUUUGACGACUCAAAGUCACGAUUUUGGACGCUCCUGUUUAUGAGUUGACGCACUUAGAUCAUUAACAGCCGUCCUGCUUGAAUUGAAAGAUAUAUAAUACUUUUCUCGAUCUGUACUGAAAGUUACGGAACCUUGGGCCAUUAAUCCGAGCGUAAAUACAACAUCUUGCUCUGAUUGGCUGAUAGUCACUAUAGUUCCAAACGUAUUAAAAUCGUUUUCAGCUCUGCAUUCGAAAUGUUUUUCAUCGAUGGAAACUUUCUCUUCCCGAAAGAUCGACAGCAGGAAACAAAAUUGCACUCGAGAUUUUGAAAGAGGUUGCGUUUGUAGGCUGUAAAUUUCAAGCCAAAUUCUGCAAUUUUGUUGGCCCUUUUUGAUUCAACCACCCACUUGAGAAAAAGCUCCCAUGUUGCCGUGCGACUGUUCAGAAAUAGAUCAAAAUAGAUCACAAAUAACGUCAAAAUGUGGUACGAACAUGGAACACUAGGCACAGGCGAGUGUGGAAUCCCUGCUAAAUGGGCAUGUGGGCCUGUGGUCCAAGUGAGCAAAGGCUGUUAAAAUGCAUGAACGUUUUCGUACAUUGAUCAAGGCUUUAUUUUCAUCUCUUCAGGCCUGACUUUAAUUGCAAAUCAAGCUUUUAACCUCUGCGGGGCACUAGGUAAAAUGGUCUCCAUUGGUAACAUUCAAGACAUGUGGUGGUACUGGAUCAAACGCGAUCGAAAAAUGCAGAAGAUUGCAUAUUGUAAUUCCGAGUCGUGCGUGUUCGAGGAGUGUAACAGUACCUGUCAAUCAAGGCUCAGGAUUGACGGAGCGACACUGGAAUUGACGGAAGUUAGGGAAGAAGACCGUGGUUUGCAAUUACAAUGCCAAAUAUUUCCCAAAUUCCAGGUGUACAAGAUGAAAAUCAGUGUUGUACUGCGAAAAGGUCAGUCCAACUUACAUCACAGAUCGCGAGUAAAUCCUUUAAGAGGGAGGUCUUUUUGUUGGGGUUUAAUUGAGAAGGAAAGAAAUUAGGGUAGAAAAGGUAUACAAAUAAACCGGUUAGUCAGCUAAUGAGCUUAAAUUAAGGCAUCCUGUUUUGAUGGUAGACUAUCUGGUAUAUUUGUCUACUAAUUAUUCUCUUCCCGUUUUAAUUUUCAACAACCCCCAAAUCCAGUAUUUUCCAUUUUCUAUAGUUUUAAUCAUUCCCCCAUUUCUAUCGAUUUCAUCUGGAUGGGCAUUCAUUGCUGAACUAAAUAUUUCUUUUUUUUAUUGACCUAGACUCUGUUAGCAGCACAAGUAGUACUCAUGGCAAGAAUGAAAAGGUGCCUCCUAACAACACUAAGACGACUCCCGAAACAUCAAGAAAGAGCAAAGCUGGGACCUAUGGUACACAAAACUCGGCAAGCAGCAGGACCUUAUUAG
Molecule: messenger RNA, 2180 nt
Organism: Porites lobata
Lineage: Eukaryota; Metazoa; Cnidaria; Anthozoa; Scleractinia; Poritidae
Source: the annotation of a GenBank genome assembly